UUCUUUCCCCUUUGUCUUUGCCUUUGCUCUUGUCCUCCGUUGACAUCAUUUCACCACAUCUCUCUCUCUCUCUCUCUCUCUCUCUCUCUCUCUCUCUCUUAUAACUCUUCUUCACCACUUUUAGUCUUUCCUCUGGCUCUUCCGGCAGCGAUGCAAGGCCUACGGCGUUGCACAAACGACGUCGUCCACCUGGGCCUCUCCCCCUCCCCGACCCCGGCCUCCCCUCCCGGCCCUCCCUCCAACAACCCCUCCUCCCUUUCCAUCGACGUGGCUGAGUCCCCCGAGACCCGCAUCCGCCGCCUCAUCUCCGAGCACCCCGUCAUCAUCUUCAGCCGCACCUCCUGCUGCAUGUGCCACGUCAUGAAGAAGCUCCUCGCCACGAUUGGGGUCCACCCCACCGUCAUCGAAUUGGACGAUCACGAGAUCGCCGCCCUCCCCUCCUCCUCCUCCUCGGACGACAACAACAACGAAGAACAGCAACAUCAGCAACAACCUUGUAAUACUCCGCCCGCCGUUUUCAUUGGCGGCACGUGCGUCGGUGGCCUCGAAUCUCUCGUGGCCCUCCACCUCAGCGGCCACCUCGUCCCCAAACUGGUCCAAGUCGGUGCCCUCUGGGGAAAAAAAGAGCGAGUUUGUAUUGUACUGAAAUACUCGCGCUUUCAGUGUCGUAUACGGGACAUGUUUGCUGAAUUACGUACAUCGAUCGCUUCUGAUCCACGUCCAACGACUUCGAUCUAGAUUCUAAACAGUCUUGCUCAGUCCGAAGUAAAUUGGGCCCCACACUCCCUGAUGAUGAUACUAUUAAAGCAAUUAUUGGACCAUCAGGAGCUUCAGGACCGUCCGAUCUGUGGACUUCCUGGUAGGUAGACCGUAGGUAGUUCUAGCUUUAGCUCUCUCUGAAAGUCCUGGGUUCUGGGUAGUGGCAAUGGAAUGUGAUGUAUAUUUUGUCCUACUUUAAUAUAUAGAUUGUAAAUUUACCCCUUUUUUAAUUUGAGGGAAACAAAAUGUUAUUUGUAGUCAGUUUGAUAUAAAUGGCUAGGACGGACGAUGAGAUGAGUACCGGUGUGGGUCUCUCUUGCAAUUAUUGAUCAAUCAAGGCCGUUGAAAUUGUAGUAUAUUCUUUGAUUCCCAAGUAAACAACAGUGACUGGUCGUCGUAGUA
Messenger RNA from Prunus dulcis (almond), 1161 nucleotides. RefSeq names its product glutaredoxin-C6-like. The transcript is spliced from 2 exons. NCBI's taxonomy places the organism in Eukaryota, Viridiplantae, Streptophyta, Magnoliopsida, Rosales, Rosaceae. The coding region runs from base 151 to 738 and encodes 195 amino acids. The record is from RefSeq and is a predicted model, not a curated record.